This is a messenger RNA of Cyphellophora europaea CBS 101466, 858 nucleotides long. RefSeq lists its product as uncharacterized. The record is from RefSeq and is a predicted model, not a curated record. The transcript is spliced from 4 exons. Bases 1 to 858 code for a protein of 285 amino acids. NCBI's taxonomy places the organism in Eukaryota, Fungi, Ascomycota, Eurotiomycetes, Chaetothyriales, Cyphellophoraceae. Gene Ontology annotation, molecular function: protein binding.
AUGGGUUUCCUCGACAAGUUGAAAGAGAAGAUGGACGAUUUGUUGGACGAUGACAAGAACAAGCCACACGACCAGACUCGUGGCCAGUCCGAUUCCUACUACGGCCAGCAAGGUCAUCAAGGCUACGGUGGAGGUCCGCCGCCACCACCUCAAGGUCAUGGUCCGCCACCGGGUGGCCCGCAGCUCCCUCCAGGAUGGACCCAACAGUGGGACCAGAACUCGAACCGCUGGUACUACGUCGAGCAAGCGACCGGUAGAACCCAGUGGGACCCGCCCGCCUUCUCACCUGGUCCGGGAUAUGGUGCCCCACCGCCAGGCGCUCCCUACGGUCACGAUCAGUCGCGCGGUGCUUUCAGUCCUCCCCCUCAGCAAGGUUAUGGCUAUCCGCAGCAAGGCUAUCCUCAGCAGGGCUACGGUCAUCCUCCCGGGCCUGGAUACCCUCAAGGUCAAUACCUCACCGAAGAAGAGCAGAAGAAGAAGGGUAUGAACCCCAUGGUUGCCGGUCUAGGAGGAGCCGCUCUCGGUGCAGCUGGUGGUGCUUGGAUCGCGCAUGAGAUGACCGAAGACGAUAACAACAACACCGUCACUAGUACCACGUACGCAUCGGCACCACCUCCCGGUGGCGACCCGUACGGUUAUGGUGCCGGUUCAGGCAUUGCGCCGCCGCCCCCCGAGGCUGAUCCGAACCUGUCAGGCAGCGACCGCGAGUCUAUCGGUGAAGCAGGCGACGAUGUUCGUGACGCUCAACAGGAAUACAACGAGGCUCUGGCGAGUGGUAGCUCUUCCGACAUCGAGGAAGCGCGAGAGGAUUUGGCCGAGGCUCAUGAAGAUAAGUCACUUCCCAUGCGGGUUGAGUAA